AUGAUUAGGAUUGAUUCAGAAGGUUACUCAGGAGAGGAUCAUUCGUUACUGGAUGAACAGAAUGAUGAUCAGACACCGUCCACGUCGCAUUCUGGUAGCUCUAGUACCGGUAAUUCUACAGCUCAACAUCAACUGUUCAUGUCGCUAUCAAAUUACCUACGUAAGAAGGAAACAGAAAAUGCGAGACGACUGUCGAAGGGCUCAUCUUAUGGAACCGAGAAACAACAGUCGUUGUCGUUGAUCAACAGGUCAUUAACCUCUCGUCGUCGAUUGAACAGACGUGAACGCAAUAUUCAUCCAGUAACAUCCUACUUCUUGAUAACCGAUGAAAAGUCGAAGUGUGCCGUAUGUAUAUUGUGCUUGAAUGUGAUGAAAGCAGGUAAAACUGCGAAUCUAAUGAGACACAUGAGUCGUUAUCACAAAUUGGUUGCGGUUGAAUUGGAGAAACAAUGGGAUUUGAUCAAAAUUAAAAACAGUAGUGGUAAUAAUAAUAAUAAGGCGACGAUGGUAACGGAUACUAAGAAUCAGUGUCAUACGGACACAGUUCUGUAUACUUCAUCAAACAAUGAUCAACACACCGCAGCAUCGCCGUUCACUAACGAAUCUUCUAAUAACGGAUCAUCACCACUGGUAGAUCUGUCCGAAUCGGCAACAACAAAUACCACAUUGCUACCGAAUGAUAGUGGACUGAUUGAUAAUGAUAACGAUAUUGAUUUGCCGAAAACAGAACAAGGCCAAGAUGGAAGUGUGCACAAUGGAUAUGCAAUAAACAUGCAACUGUUCAGUAAUGUAGCGUCGUCGUCAGCCGAUCGUGCAAGGCAAGAGGAGUUAAUCAAGAAGACCGAACGUCUUUUCGAGGAGAACGCGAAGAGAGAGGAACGUGUAGAGCGAAAAGAGGAUGAAUUGCAAAAAGUUGCGAGUGAAUUGUCGAAUAAAUAUGAUCAGCAGCAUAAACUAUUAACUGAUUUAACAAGCAAAUUACAAUUCAUCAUCGCCAAUAUGCACAAUGAACAACCACCUUGA
This is a messenger RNA of Anisakis simplex (herring worm), 1023 nucleotides long. NCBI's taxonomy places the organism in Eukaryota, Metazoa, Nematoda, Chromadorea, Rhabditida, Anisakidae. The record is from the annotation of a GenBank genome assembly.